AUGUCUAGCUCUCAUUCUACUCAUGCUUCUUCUUCCAAUGUAGUCGGUGUUCAUUAUCGAGUCGGUCGAAAGAUUGGAGAAGGUUCAUUCGGUGUUAUCUUUGAAGGUACCAACUUACUUAACUCAACUACCGUAGCCAUCAAAUUCGAACCACGCAAAUCAGAUGCUCCUCAACUUAGAGAUGAAUAUCGCACUUACAAGAUCUUGGCUGGAUCUCCUGGUGUUCCUCAAGUUUAUUACUUUGGUCAAGAAGGUCUUCAUAAUAUCUUGGUCAUCGAUCUCUUGGGUCCCAGUUUAGAAGACUUGUUUGAUAUGUGUGGUCGAAAGUUUAGUAUCAAGACUGUGGUUAUGACUGCUAAACAGAUGCUUACCCGAGUCCAAACCAUUCACGAAAAGAAUCUUAUCUACCGUGAUAUCAAACCUGACAACUUUUUAAUCGGACGACCCAUGACUAAAGGUGCCAAUGUCGUCCAUGUGGUUGAUUUUGGAAUGGCCAAACAAUAUCGAGACCCGAAAACAAAGGUUCAUAUUCCAUACCGAGAACGUAAAUCAUUAUCUGGUACCGCUCGUUACAUGUCUAUCAACACCCAUCUUGGUCGUGAACAAUCUAGAAGAGAUGAUUUAGAAGCCUUGGGUCAUGUGUUCAUGUACUUUUUGAGAGGUGGUUUACCUUGGCAAGGUUUGAAAGCUGCUACUAACAAACAAAAGUAUGAGAAGAUUGGUGAAAAGAAACAGAGUACUCCGAUCAAGGAGUUGUGUGAAAACUUCCCAGAGGAGUUCAGCAUCUACUUGAACUAUGUAAGGAAAUUGGGCUUUGAAGAAACGCCUGAUUACGAUUUCUUGCGGGAAUUGUUCACCAAGGUCCUCAAGAACACUGGCGAGGCUGAGGAUGGGGUUUAUGACUGGAUGAUCUUGAACAACGGUAAAGGAUGGGAAGCCAGCUCAACUGUAAGUGGAACUCUCAUCAGCUCACUUGAACUACUAGCCUUGUCCUGA
Melampsora larici-populina 98AG31 is the source of this 996-nucleotide messenger RNA. RefSeq lists its product as uncharacterized. Gene Ontology annotation, molecular function: protein serine/threonine kinase activity; ATP binding. NCBI's taxonomy places the organism in Eukaryota, Fungi, Basidiomycota, Pucciniomycetes, Pucciniales, Melampsoraceae. Gene Ontology annotation, biological process: peptidyl-serine phosphorylation; signal transduction; endocytosis. The record is from RefSeq and is a predicted model, not a curated record. The coding region runs from base 1 to 996 and encodes 331 amino acids. Gene Ontology annotation, cellular component: cytoplasm; nucleus. The transcript is spliced from 5 exons.